This is a messenger RNA of Bombus pascuorum, 2369 nucleotides long. RefSeq names its product calcium-independent phospholipase A2-gamma-like. Gene Ontology annotation, cellular component: membrane. Gene Ontology annotation, biological process: arachidonate metabolic process. NCBI's taxonomy places the organism in Eukaryota, Metazoa, Arthropoda, Insecta, Hymenoptera, Apidae. The transcript has 8 exons. The record is from RefSeq and is a predicted model, not a curated record. Bases 459 to 2369 code for a protein of 636 amino acids.
UGCAUUUCGCGUACAAUUACCCAGACCUGUAAUAUAAACACUAUUAUGUUUACGUGCAAAAAUCGUAAACAAAGAUGUAAACAAUAUUGGUAACACGGGGCACUUAUCCUCGUCGGUGCAUUGAUAUUGGAGAGUCAAGUUGGUACAUGGUUAUCAACAAAUCUUAUUGGUGGGCUAGUGUCGGGCCAUAUUAUUUACAAAACGAGCCCCUUUAACUGCGUCAUCAGUUCUUUAUAUAAGUAGAAUCAGCUGUUGUCUAUUUAGUAUUUCAAGAUGAUUCGGUAAAUGAACUCGUAAUAAUAAAGUGACAUUAGUUAAAACUAUUGCAGAAAAGGAAAUCGGUGUCAGCAAUUUUUACGAAUCGUUUUACAAAAUUUUCAGCGAAUCGAUAAUCGCUAGUGUGAUAAACUUUUAUCAUUCCCAUAUUCUCAUCGUUCCUACAACGAAACAAAUCAAGAAUGACACGAAAUGUUAUAAAAUAUUAUCACAGUGUGAAACAUUAUCAAAGGUUUCUCCUUUUAUCAAGACAGUUGACAGAUAGUGCUGCGGGUAAAGGUUAUAGUGGAAGUGUUAAUAAAAAUAAAUUAUUAAAUCGUUUAAAUACUUUGUGGAAAAUAAAGAUGUCCAUGCAAAAUCACUCGAAGCUUUUAUCGCAACUGAAAGAUUAUUUGAACAAGGCUGGUUAUGAUAAAAAUUUACAAACUAUCUUCUCCAAAUAUUGGUUAGAUUUUCUACAAAGAGUAACAUAUUCACAAAUAAAUACUUUGAAGAAGUUGUCAGCGCUUGAAUUUUCUAAACAUAUGAAUAAUAAUAAAGAUCUAGAUACGAAACAAGGCGACGAUAGUAAAAUAGAAAAAGAGAAGGUAAUAUUGAAUGCUCCAGAAGAAGAGACGUUAACUACCAGCUCUGUUCGAUGUAAAAAGCAAAUUCACGAAGAUAAUAUACGUGAGAGUAAACUUCAAAACAAAGCAGUAUCACAAAUUAUUUCUGAGUUUCUUGGUGCACUGAUAUUUAAUUCUGUACAAAGUAAAACAGCCAGAUUAGUCGUACCACCAAAGUGGAAAGUAAAUAUUCACAAAAAUAUACCAAAACACAGUAUCGCGUCUAGAACAAGCCAUGUCUUGAAUACUAUAAUAACUGCUGAAUCGACUGCUUCGCGUUGGAGAAGGAUCGAAGAUUUAUUAGCACACAUUGAUCAAUAUCCAGAAGCUAGGCAUUAUGCGAUUAAAGGAGGGGCAAUAAGAGUAUUGCUUAAAACUAGACAAAAGGUUAAAGAUGAACAAACAAAAGCAUCUAUUAGGGAAGCAUUAGCAGUAUUGGGUUAUACCGAACCAUUGCCUGGCAGAGGUAUUAGAAUUCUUUCCAUUGAUGGUGGGGGUGUGCGUGGAGUAUUAGUUAUAGAAAUGUUAAAGAAACUUGAGCAAUUGACAGGCAAGAAAACUCAUGAACUGUUUGAUUACAUAUGUGGUGUGAGUACAGGAGCUAUUCUUGCUGCUGCUUUAGGUGGACAUAAACGAAAAUCGUUGUUUCAAAUAUCUGAAUUAUACAAGGAACUAAGUACUGAAGUGUUUACUCAAAAUGCAAUAAAAGGUACGAGUAAUUUGGUAUGGAGCCAUGGAUAUUAUGAUACAGCGCUCUGGGAAAAAUUACUGAAAGAGAAUAUAGGGGAGAAAGUUCUUAUAAAAACAGUUCAUGAUCCUGCUGCUCCAAAAUUUUCAGCUAUAUCUGCUGUUGUAAACCAAAAACGUGUAAUGGCCUAUGUAUUUAGAAAUUAUACUUUACCUCAUAGGGUCGAAAGUUUAUAUCUAGGAUCUCAUAAACAUAAAUUGUGGGAAGCUAUUAGAGCAUCUGCAGCAGCGCCUAGUUAUUUUGAAGAAUUUAAAUGUGGGGGAUACCUUCAUCAAGAUGGAGGUAUACUGGUAAAUAAUCCAUGUGCAGUCGCAUUACAUGAAGCUAAAGAAUUAUGGCCAAAUAAUCCAAUUCAUUGUGUGGUUUCAUUCGGAACUGGUCGCACGCCGAAUCAAAUUUAUGACAACAGCAAAACGACAGAAAUAGCGAUUUCAAGUUGGAAGGACAAGUUUUAUAAAAUUUUGGAUAGCGCGACUGAUACCGAAGCUGUGCAUAUUAUGUUGAACGAUCUGCUGCCUGAAGACGUUUACUUCCGUUUCAAUCCAUAUCUAACGGAGAUGUUGUCGAUGGUAGAAAUACGUCCUGAGAAAAUCAAUCAACUAGAACAAGAUGCAAGAAUGUAUAUACGUAGAAAUGAAGAAAAGUUUCAAAAAGUUGCUGAAGUUUUAUUACAGAAGAGAAAACUCCAACAAAAAAUCAUGGAUUGGGUUACAUUACAAAGAAAAGUUUCAGGUCUAUGA